AUUGAAUUGAAGGUUCGGGUGUCACGGAGCUCGUAUUUCAGGUUGCGCAUUGCAAAACCGAAGUCGUCAGUAUUUCUCAUCUACGAGUUUCCGUACUCGUGUUUUUUCUCACUCUCCUUCUUCCAACUACCAAGUCUUGUUGUAAGUAAAAGUUCUCGUCAAUUUUGACAAGAAAAGGUAAAAAAAAUUUGUAAUUUUUAUUUGUAAGAAGCGUUCGGAGAGGAACAGCUUUUCCUGUGCUUUUAUCGUACUAAAAAAAGCGGAUCUCACUUUUUUUUACUUUUGUUUUUUUAUAUUCUAGCAUCCAUCCCAACGUUUUUGGUUGUCUGUCAUGCUUUCGAAUCAGAUUUCCCCAGCAGUAAGAUCCUCUAGGGCAUCUACUUCUUCUUUGGGUGCGUUCGUUUUGGCUCGCUUGGCUCAUACUCAUCACAAAGUAUUGAUCGUCGGUGGUGGUUCUGCCGGUAUCUCUGCCGCCCAUCAAAUUUACAACAAAUUUUCAAAGUACCGUUUUGCCAACGGGGACGGUAAAGACACCUCGAUUAAAUCGGGUGAAAUUGGUAUCGUCGAUGGUGCUAAGCAUCAUUACUAUCAACCAGGAUGGACCUUGGCUGGUGCUGGACUUAGCUCUGUGGCCAAGAACCAACGUAAUCUCAGUGACUUGGUUCCUUCAGAUAAGUUCAAGUUGCAUCCAGAAUUCGUACAGUCCUUAAACCCCAAGGACAACAAAAUUGUAACUCAGGGUGGUCAUGAAAUUUCUUAUGAUUAUCUUAUCAUGGCUGCCGGUAUUCACACUGACUUUGAGCGUGUGAAGGGUUUGAGUGAAGCUCUUGAUGACCCUUCAGUCCCUGUAACCACCAUUUAUUCGGCCAAGCAUGCUGACUCUGUUUUCCCCUUGAUUCAAAAAACUACCUCUGGUACUGCCAUCUUUACCCAACCUAGUGGUGUUUUGAAGUGCGCUGGUGCUCCUCAGAAGAUUAUGUGGAUGGCUGAAGAUUACUGGCGCCGUCAAAAUGUUCGCAACAACCUUCAAGUUUCUUUCUACUCUGGUUGCCCUACUCUCUUCUCUGUCAAACGUUACUCGGAUGCCUUGGAACGUCAAAAUCAAACUCUUCACCGUAAUGUUCAUCUCAAUUAUAACAACAAUCUUAUCGAAGUAAACGGUAAAGAGCGUAAGGCCGUCUUCCAAAAUACCACCAAUAAUACCACUUUCGAACGUCCCUUCGAUUUGUUACACGCUGUUCCUUUUAUGCGUUCUCACGACUUCGUUGCUAAGAGUGAUCUUGCCGACAAAGCUGGUUUUGUCGCUGUUAACCCUGCCACCACUCAGUCGACUAAAUUCCCUAAUGUCUUUGCCAUUGGUGAUUGCUCUGGCCUUCCCACCAGUAAGACAUACGCUGCUAUAACUUCUCAAACACCCGUCAUGGUACACAACCUCUGGAGUUUAGUCAAUGGUAAGAACUUGACUGCCGCUUAUGAUGGAUAUUCUUCUUGCCCAUUAUUGACUGGAUAUGGCAAACUCAUUUUGGCCGAAUUCAAGUACAACCAAGUUCCUACUGAAUCCUUUGGCAGAUACUCUCGCUUCCUUGACCAAUCCGUUCCUCGUCGUCCUUACUACUAUCUUAAAAAGGAUGUUUUCCCUUUCGUUUACUGGAAUUUUGCUAUGCGUAAUGGUCAAUGGUACGGAAAGCGUGGUAUCUUCCCUCCCCACUUUACUGUCAACUAAAUGAGUCACGACUUAAUAUAAGUCAUUGUGAAUUUUUAACUUUGAGUACUGUCUUGCGUUUUCAGUCGGUUGUUCUCGUUCUCCCAUCUUUUGUAAACUUUGGGGUCAUUUAAAUUUUCUUUGCAGCAAUUGUGCAUUACUUCUUUUUACCCCCUGUGAUAAAAGAACAUUAUUUAUCUAAAUAACUGUUUAAUUCUUAGAUAUUGGUUUUGUUUAUAUGUUUCUAUGUAUGUAAUGAUAUUGCUCAACUGUUUUUAGCAAUUUAAAAUGUAGUGUUGUUAGCAAUUCUUAUACUGUUUUAAACAGUAUCGCUGGUCAUAUUGUUUGUUCAAUAACAAAAGGUGUG
Messenger RNA from Schizosaccharomyces octosporus yFS286, 2069 nucleotides. RefSeq names its product sulfide-quinone oxidoreductase. Lineage: Eukaryota; Fungi; Ascomycota; Schizosaccharomycetes; Schizosaccharomycetales; Schizosaccharomycetaceae. Gene Ontology annotation, cellular component: mitochondrion. The transcript has a single exon. The record is from RefSeq and is a predicted model, not a curated record. Gene Ontology annotation, molecular function: sulfide:quinone oxidoreductase activity; FAD binding. The coding region runs from base 332 to 1723 and encodes 463 amino acids.